This is a messenger RNA of Acipenser ruthenus (sterlet), 3948 nucleotides long. Its product is annotated as hemicentin-1-like. NCBI's taxonomy places the organism in Eukaryota, Metazoa, Chordata, Actinopteri, Acipenseriformes, Acipenseridae. Bases 843 to 3803 code for a protein of 986 amino acids. The transcript is spliced from 18 exons. The record is from RefSeq and is a predicted model, not a curated record.
CAAGGCGAUAGCUGUACAAAUACAAAGCAAAGUGCUAUUAAUUCUAUAUUUAUUUUUUGACUGACUGAUGCAUGUACAGUAGCAGUCUGAUCAGCUUCUCGUGUAUGACAAAGGGGUUUCGUUUGGUACACAGCGCAAUGGAGAACACGCGAGUAUCUGUGCUAACCCUACUCCUUUUUGCGUUGAUAAACGGCUAUUGGUGUUUGGAUGUAACCAUUUUUAAAAAUCCUGUGAAGAUUGGGGAUGAUGUGGUGUUUGAGAUUAACCCCCCCUCAGUGCCACAAUCAGGAUCCUGGAAUUCACAGACGCUGUUGGCCUUUUGGGUCGGCUCUAACGUGGUUUCAGGCGUUGGAUAUAAAGGGAGAAUCUCUGUGAAUACUUCCACUGGAUCACUGACGCUGAAGUCUGUAAGACUCAGUGACUCUGGAAAUUAUUUUGUUCAGGGUCAAACCACAGAUGGAGUUGAAUUCAGUGGAAAUACUACCUUGACUGUUUUUGAACCUGUCUCCCAACCCACAGUCCGCUCCAAUGUGACUGAUCCAGUGGAGUUCAAUGACACUGUCAGUUUAACCUGUACAGCCUCUGGCUCUGCCGUCUCCUAUCGAUGGUUCAAUGGCAGCUCUGUGCUUAGAGACAGUGAGCGGAUUCACCUGAGUGAUGACAAUAAAACACUGACCAUAGCCAGGGUGUUGAGAUCUGAUGAUGGGACCCUGUAUUGCUAUGCGUUUAACCCUGUCAGUAACAGCACCAGCGAGACGUUUCAUCUCAUCGUGAGCUGAUCUUCAGCUCUGGUAGUAACGCCUGUCACAGACCCUGUGAUCAGCAAGGUUGGAGACAAUGUAAUGCUGGAGAUUAACCCCCCUGGAGAUCUAGGUGCAGUGGAAUGGUUUUUCAGCCCUGCAAAGAUCCCUGUGGUGUCAUGGGUCGGAUCAGACCCAGUCAUAGGCGCUGGAUAUGAGAACAGAGUCACCCUGAACACAGCUACAGGAUCAGUGGAGCUCAGAUCUGUGAACCGCAGCGAUGCUGGAGUGUAUACAUUUCAGGGCACUACCUUUACAUCAGGAAGAGAAACGUUCAAUGGAAGUGUUACCUUGAGAGUUGAUGGAUCUUCAGCUCUGGUAGUAACGCCUGUCACAGACCCUGUGAUCAGCAAGGUUGGAGACAAUGUAAUGCUGGAGAUUAAACCCCCUGGAGUUCUAGGUGCAGUGGAAUGGUUUUUCAGCCCUGCAAAGAUCCCUGUGGUGUCAUGGGUCGGAUCAGACCCAGUCAUAGGCGCUGGAUAUGAGAACAGAGUCACCCUGAACACAACUACAGGAUCAGUGGAGCUCAGAUCUGUGAACCUCAGCGACGCUGGAGUGUAUGCAUUUCAGGGCACUACCUUUACAUCAGGAAGAGAAACAUUCAUUGGAAAUGUUACCCUGAAAGUUGAUGUAUCUUCAGCUCUGGUAGUAACGCCUGUCACAGACCCUGUGAUCAGCAAGGUUGGAGACAAUGUAAUGCUGGAGAUUAAACCCCCUGGAGAUCUAGGUGCAGUGGAAUGGUUUUUCAGCCCUGCAAAUAUCCCUGUGGUGUCAUGGGCUGGAUCAGACCCAGUCAUAGGCGCUGGAUAUGAGAACAGAGUCACCCUGAACACAACUACAGGAUCAGUGGAGCUCAGAUCUGUGAACCUCAGCGACGCUGGAGUGUAUACAUUUCAGGGCAAUACCUUUACAUCAGGAAGAGAAACAUUCAUUGGAAAUGUAACCUUGAAAGUUGAUGUAUCUUCAGCUCUGGUAGUAACGCCUGUCACAGACCCUGUGAUCAGCGAGGCUGGAGACAAUGUAAUGCUGGAGAUUAAACCCCCUGGAGUUCUAGGUGCAGUGGAAUGGUUUUUCAGCCCUGCAAAUAUCCCUGUGGUGUCAUGGGCUGGAUCAGACCCAGUCAUAGGCGCUGGAUAUGAGAACAGAGUCACCCUGAACACAACUACAGGAUCAGUGGAGCUCAGAUCUGUGAACCUCAGCGACGCUGGAGUGUAUACAUUUCAGGGCACUACCUUUACAUCAGGAAGAGAAACAUUCAUUGGAAAUGUUACCCUGAAAGUUGAUGGAUCUUCAGCUCUGGUAGACCCUGUGAUCAGCAAGGUCGGAGGCAAUGUAAUGCUGGAGAUUAAACCCCCUGGAGUUCUAGUUGGAGUGGCAUGGACUUUCAGCCCUGCAGGGAUCCCUGUGGUGUCAUGGGUCGGAUCAAACCACGAAAUAGGCGCUGGAUAUGAGAACAGAGUCACCCUGAACACAACUACAGGAUCAGUGGAGCUCAGAUCUGUGAACCUCAGCGACGCUGGAGUGUAUACAUUUCAGGGCACUACCUUGGUAUCAGGAAGGGAAACAUUCAUUGGAAAUGUUACCUUGAAAGUUUAUGAACCUGUCUCCCAACCCACAGUCCGCUCCAAUGUGACUGAUCCAGUGGAGUUCAAUGACACUGUCAGUUUGUCCUGUACAGCCUCUGGCUCUGCCGUCUCCUACCGAUGGUUCAAUGGCAGCUCUGUGGUUAGUGACAGUGAGCGGAUUCGUCUGAGUGAUGACAAUAAAACACUGACCAUAGCCAGGGUGUUGAGAUCUGAUGAUGGGACCCUGUAUUGCUAUGUGUUUAACCCUGUCAGUAACAGCACCAGCGAGCCGUUUCAUCUCAUCGUGAGCUAUGGACCAGAAUCCCUCACUCUGUCUAUCAGCCCCCAAAAGCCGAUCUAUAGUGCAGGAUCAGACCUCACCCUGUCCUGCUCUGCACAGUCCAGCCCACCUGCUCAUUACCAAUGGUUCUUUAAUGGAGCCCCUCUUAACAAACUGGGCUCACAGUUGAAUAUGGCUCACAUUCAACACAAUCAGACUGGAAACUAUACCUGCUGGGCCUCUAACAAUAUAACCCUCAGAUAUGCUAAGGAAACAAGAGAGAUUAUUGUUGUGGAGCUGAUAACCGUAAAUGUGAAACCCAGCCUUGCACAGCCAAUAGCAAACCAGGCUCUAAACCUGACCUGCGAGGUGCUUGGAUCACAGACUGUUUCCUCAAGGCUCUGGCUGAAGGACGGUCAGCCCUUGUCCACUAGUGACAGAAUAACAUUGUCUGUGGGCAGCAGUGUAGUCUCCUUCAACCCAGUGCUGCAGUCUGAUGAUGGAGAAUAUCAGUGUAAAGCUAGUAACCCUGUAAUUGAAGUGACGAGCCCUGGAUACAUAUUGGAGGUCAAUUAUGGACCAGAGCAGGUAUCUAUUACAGCACCAGACUCAGCAGCUGAAGGCUCAUCUGUAACAUUCACAUGUUCAGCUCAGUCUCUCCCCCCUUGUAAUUACACCUGGUAUUUCAAUGGGACAGAGACUGCCCAGAGCUCGCAAUACAAGAUAGCUUCUGUAAGCAAUGCUGAUAGGGGAAGUUACACCUGUGUAGCCUGGAACUCAGUGACUGGAAGAAACACUUCUGCUGUUAAGGAAUUUAUCGUGACUGAUAAAGAAGAGCCCACAGGUUUGGGGUCCUUGUCUUUAAGAGAGAUCGCUGGAAUUGGCAUCGGCAUACUUGCAGGGGUCACUGGCGUUGCUCUUGGGAUGUAUUUCAGUGUAAAGCUAUGCAGGAACAAUCCACAUGAUCUCAAACCUGGUCCAGCUGAAAGCAGUACAGGUUCUGUCAUUUAUGAAAACUUCGAGGAACCGAGAGCAUCAGUAAUGUAUGAGAACACCACUGCUAUCCGGAGAGCAGGCGAAGCAGAAAACCCGGACAGCACAUACACAGGCUUACAGUUUCCUGAUCAGUCCACAUACAGCACCUUGAACAGACCCUGAUUCAGGAAACAUCACAACAGCCGUACAGCCUGUGACCUCAAGAGUAUUUCUGAAAGUCUUUAUUUAAAUAUUUCUACUACUUCUGCUUCCUGCACCUAAUGACUGUUUCUAUUGUAUUUUUAUAAACACAGACACACACACACUG